Messenger RNA from Salmo salar (Atlantic salmon), 3843 nucleotides. RefSeq names its product ubiquitin domain-containing protein 2. The record is from RefSeq and is a predicted model, not a curated record. NCBI's taxonomy places the organism in Eukaryota, Metazoa, Chordata, Actinopteri, Salmoniformes, Salmonidae. Gene Ontology annotation, molecular function: protein binding.
GUCACCUUGUGAUGUGUGUUCACUCCGCCUCUUCCCAGCUGAUGCUCGCUCCCUUUCUAUUCUGAGGAAGACUUGAGCAAGGGGGAAAAGAAAAGCAGAGGGGUCUGCGGGGGUAGCGCAGUUAAAACAUCCAUGGGUGGUUGUGUGGGUAGUCACCAUGAUUCUUCAGGCAGUUUAAACGAAAAUUCUGACGGAACUGGAGUGGCUCUGGGGCGUAACCAGGCCUUGAAGAGAGAGAAGCCCAAAUGGAAGAGUGACUAUCCCAUGACAGACGGCCAGCUGCGCAGUAAGAGGGAUGAGUUCUGGGACACGGCGCCCGCCUUCGAGGGACGCAAGGAGAUCUGGGACGCGCUCAAGGCCGCCGCCCAAGCCUUUGAGAGCAACGACCAUGAAUUGGCCCAGGCCAUCAUCGACGGGGCCAGCAUAACACUGCCACACGGCGCGCUGACAGAGUGCUAUGAUGAGCUGGGGAAUCGCUACCAGCUGCCAGUCUACUGCCUGUCCCCACCCGUCAACAUGAUCGAGGAGAAGAGUGACCUUGAGAGCCUUGAGGUCAGCGAGCCCCCCCCCAGCGAGGGUCAGGAGUGCCAGCUACGCCUCCGUCUGUCCACGGGCCGGGACCUGCGCCUGGCGGUGAGGACCACGGACACGGUGCAGCACAUGAAGCGGCAGCUGCAGGCGGUGGAGGGCGUGUCGGCGGCCACCCAGCGCUGGUUCUUCUCAGGCCGGCCGCUCACAGACAAGAUGAAGCUGGAGGAGCUGAAGAUCUCCAGAGACUACGUGGUGCAGGUGAUCAUCAGCCAGCCGCCCGUGCCCCUGCCCACCCAGACACCGCCCGCCCCCACACCAACCACACCCGCGUCCAUGCCCGCCACACUGCCCCAGGACCCCACGCCCGUAGAGGACUAGUGCAUGGCACCCGGAGAGGGCACGCAUGCAGGAAAAGAGAGACCACCAAGGGAGGACCAGCUUUUGACAAAUGGAGAUUUGGGGACGGUUGUGAGGCAGUCACUUGUCUGAGCAGAUGAAGGAGCAGGUCUGGAGAACCGAGCCGAGCCAAGCCAAGCCAAGCUAGGUGGUCAUGUAAAGUGUUUGUUUAGAGUUGUGUGAGGGUUUGUAAAGCUGUGUGCCCUCCCUCUCUCUUCUCCUCUCUCCUCCACGAGACGGGGAGGUGUUUCUGCAAGGCAUGCUGGGAUAGCAGCAGGGGUGUGUCUGUGUCUCAGCCAGAGCAGGAGGACUCCGCCUCCGCGACUGAAGACAACCAACCAGGAGCAGGAAGAGACUCCACCACAGGACAGGACCACCUGCUAACCUGGCUUUUAAAAAAAUCUACCUUUUACAAAAACUCUUUUAAAAAAACUUGUCUUGUUUUUAGUGGAAACUGAACAACCAAAAAAUAAGAUCUGAGGAAACUUUAGGAAUAUACAGUAACAGCCCAUGUUGUUACAAACCAUGUUCCAGAACCCCUGCUCUCCUUCUCCUCUGUCACUUCUAGUCAGCCAGCUGUCUGUCCUAUUGCUCUGUUUGUUAUGCACCCCCCCCCGUAGUAGCCUUGACCUGUAGCCUCUUUCUGCAGACGUUACAUGUAGCUCUGCCAGUCAACUCGUCCUCCCUCUGGAGCCUUCCUCCGUCCUUCCUCCCUCCCUCUGGAGCCUUCCUCCGUCCUUCCUCCCUCUGGAGCCUUCCUCCGUCCUUCCUCCCUCUGGAGCCUUCCUCCCUCUGGAGCCUUCCUCCCUCUGGAGCCUUCCUCCCUCUGGAGCCUUCCUCCCUCUGGAGCCUUCCUCCGUCCUUCCUCCCUCUGGAGCCUUCCUCCCUCUGGAGCCUUCCUCCUUCCUUCCUCCCUCUGGAGCCUUCCUCCGUCCUUCCUCCCUCUGGAGCCUCCCUCCGUCCUUCCUUCCUCCCUCUGGAGCCUUCCUCCGUCCUUCCUCCCUCUGGAGCCUUCCUCCCUCCGUCCUUCCUCCCUCUGGAGCCUUCCUCCCUCUGGAGCCUUCCUCCGUCCUUCCUUCCUCCCUCUGGAGCCUUCCUCCCUCCGUCCUUCCUCCCUCUGGAGCCUUCCUCCCUCUGGAGCCUUCCUCCGUCCUUCCUUCCUCCCUCUGGAGCCUUCCUCCCUCCGUCCUUCCUCCCUCUGGAGCCUUCCUCCCUCCGUCCUUCCUCCCUCUGGAGCCUUCCUCCCUCUGGAGCCUUCCUCCGUCCUUCCUCCCUCUGGAGCCUUCCUCCCUCUGGAGCCUUCCUCCGUCCUUCCUCCCUCUGGAGCCUUCCUCCCUCUGGAGCCUUCCUCCCUCUGGAGCCUUCCUCCGUCCUUCCUCCCUCUGUAGCCUUCCUCCCUCUGGAGCCUUCCUCCCUCUGGAGCCUUCCUCCGUCCUUCCUCCCUCUGGAGCCUCCCUCCGUCCUUCCUUCCUCCCUCUGGAGCCUUCCUCCGUCCUUCCUCCCUCUGGAGCCUUCCUCCCUCCGUCCUUCCUCCCUCUGGAGCCUUCCUCCCUCUGGAGCCUUCCUCCGUCCUUCCUUCCUCCCUCUGGAGCCUUCCUCCCUCCGUCCUUCCUCCCUCUGGAGCCUUCCUCCCUCUGGAGCCUACCUCCGUCCUUCCUUCCUCCCUCUGGAGCCUUCCUCCCUCCGUCCUUCCUCCCUCUGGAGCCUUCCUCCCUCUGGAGCCUUCCUCCUUCCUUCCUCCCUCUGGAGCCUUCCUCCGUCCUUCCUCCCUCUGGAGCCUUCCUCCCUCCGUCCUUCCUCCCUCUGGAGCCUUCCUCCGUCCUUCCUCCCUCUGGAGCCUUCCUCCCUCUGGAGCCUUCCUCCCUCUGGAGCCUUCCUCCCUCUGGAGCCUUCCUCCCUCUGGAGCCUCCCUCCGUCCUUCCUUCCUCCCUCUGGAGCCUUCCUCCGUCCUUCCUCCCUCUGGAGCCUUCCUCCCUCUGGAGCCUUCCUCCGUCCUUCCUCCCUCUGGAGCCUUCCUCCCUCUGGAGCCUUCCUCCGUCCUUCCUUCCUCCCUCUGAAGCCUUUCUCCCUCUGGAGCCUUCCUCCCUCCGUCCUUCCUCCCUCCGUCCUUCCUCCCUGGGGAGCCUUCCUCCCUCCGUCCUUCCUCCCUCCGUCCUUCCUCCCUCCGUCCUUCCUCCCUGGGGAGCCUACCUUUUAGUUGUGAUCUUGGUUUGUGAAGUUAGUAGGCACUGCGUCGGAUUAGUUCCCUUCUCAUUCCCCAGUAAACAUCCCAUCAUGUAAACAUGACACUUUCACCCUCCUGUUGUCUAUUCAUACCUGAUAUUAGCUUGAGAUGAAAUACAGGUUUCUACUUUUUACCGGUGCAGAACUUAAAAAACUACAAUGUUGUACAAACUGAAUGUGCUGGGAUGAAGUGUCAUUGCAAAGUUUUUAAUGACACUGUGUUUAGAAAUUCUGCUUCACUGUACUUUAAGAUACUUAUCAAAGCAAUGUGUUUAGCAUUGCGUAAUCAUUUGUGUGUGUGCGUGUGAGAGAGAGAGAGACAGAAACCGAGAGAGAGAGAAAGAGAGAGAGUGUGUAAUGCAUGUUUGAGAGGGUGUUGAAAGAGUGUUCAUGUGGACAAUAUGUUCUGGUGACGAGUCAGAUCUUAUAACAUACUCAGAAAGGGUUACAACCUUAGCAGGUCUCUAUGGGUUGUACUGUGGACAGGCUCAGUCACACCAGACGUCUAGUCCUUUACUCCAGUAGCUGUUCAGACUGACUUCAUUCUUCUGCGUCUCUCGCGGUGUGUUUGAGUGUGUGUUUUUAAGGUACAUUGAGACGUAUUCAUGAAAAAAUUAAUUUCAGAAACCCAGUUGCAUAUUUUGAUGAAAUAGAAUGUUUUUAAUUAAAUUGACCAACAUUUGUACGCCACAA